Angiostrongylus costaricensis is the source of this 255-nucleotide messenger RNA. NCBI's taxonomy places the organism in Eukaryota, Metazoa, Nematoda, Chromadorea, Rhabditida, Metastrongylidae. The record is from the annotation of a GenBank genome assembly.
AUGGCUCAAAAGAUUAGCGUCAACAAAGGACUUAGGUUUGGCAUGGCGCAGCUGGGAGCGUUUGCUAAAAUGGGUAUGAUGAUCGACUUGUGCGGCCCCCAGCAUAAUCACCAAUUUUCGGAGAUUUGCUGGUUAAGCUAUUGUGGUUCCCUGGAGUCGCGGGGUCACACCGACCGAAGUCUGCUCCAGGUCUUCACCACAACAGGCAGUCGCAGCCCUUGUGGAUCAGAGGGGAGUUUGCCACCAUGCGACUAG